UUUUCUCUUCUCAUCAUCGAUUCUUCCUUUCGCGGGAUAUACAAAUCCCUAAUUUCUCUCUUAAAAAAAAUUAAAAGAAAAAAAAAAUCUAGGGUUAGGGUUUUUAAUCGAAGAUGACUCAGAACGGGAAGCUGAUGCCGAAUCUGAACCUCGAUCAGCAGAGCACCAAAGUCCUGAAUCUGACUGUUCUUCAGAGGAUCGAUCCCCAUGUGGAGGAGAUCCUGAUCACGGCUGCUCACGUUACUUUCUACGAAUUCAACAUUGAGCUCAAUCAGUGGAGUCGUAAGGAUGUUGAGGGAUCUUUGUUUGUUGUUAAAAGAAACACGCAGCCGAGAUUCCAGUUCAUUGUUAUGAACAGAAGGAACGCAGAAAAUUUGGUGGAGGAUAUCUUGGGAGAUUUUGAGUAUGAAAUCCAACCUCCAUACUUGUUGUACCGGAAUGCAGCUCAAGAAGUUAAUGGUAUAUGGUUUUACAACCAACAAGAAUGUGAAGCUGUUGCAGCUCUUUUCCAGAGGAUACUAAGUGCAUUCUCUAAGGUUCCUCCAAAGUCUGGCUUAUCUGCGGCUAAAAGUACUGAGUUUGAGGAGCUGGAAGCUGUUUCGAAUUUAGCUGUCAUGGAGGGUCCUUUGGAGCCACAAACAUCAUCUGCUGCUAGUGUUCCUGAUGCCCAUAUUCCUGACGAUUCUUUUGUCAAUUUUUUCACUGGAGCUAUGAACAUUGGUAAUGCAGCAGGUCCAAAUGCAGCUAUGAUGGGACCAUCACAUCAGUCUUCAAGUAUUCCCUCAUCUUCCCACUCAGUUAACAUCAUUCCAUCGGCAGCAACUCCUUAUCAAUCUUCUCCUUCUCUUCCAACUCUACCCAUUCCUUUGAUACCCAAUGAAUAUAGCGGCACCAGCAGCAACCGGAGCUCUGCCAAUCUCAUAAACCCUUCCCUUUUUGCACCACCAGCUUCAUCUUCAGCUGCAUUGUCGAUGCCACCGAUUGUUUCUUCUUCGAUGCCAAGUGCUCCCCCACUUCAGCCUCCUAUUACGAUGCAGCGUCCAUAUGGUACUCCUUUGCUCCAACCGUUUCCACCUCCAACUCCACCUCCGUCUCUUACUCCUGCUCCUGCUGCCAGCUAUGGCCCGGUGAUUACAAGAGAUAAGGUUCGGGAUGCCUUGCUGCGGCUUGUGCAGAAUGAUCAUUUUGUUGAUAUGGUGUACCGCGAAAUGAUGAGUGCACAUUAUCCACAGUGAUACCGAAGAAGGCAGGAUAUGGACGCUGUCUGGAUUUGGGCAGAUACCAUCUUUAUUUCAUAUGUCGCAUGCGAUUGGAUGGCUGCUUAUGUAACUUUGUGAGAGUCUCGCCUGUAGUUAUGAGAUGUUUUGGGUUUUAUAUAUAGGAUAUUUCUUAAUAUCAAUAUAUUGGACGGUAUUGAAAAUAAUAAUAUUAUUGUUUCUUUUCUCUCUCUAUUUCUUCUUUUUUAAUAGAAUUUGUCUUUAUGCUGCUGUUUGUACAGCCUAUAAAUCAAAGAUGA
This is a messenger RNA of Asparagus officinalis (garden asparagus), 1516 nucleotides long. RefSeq names its product mRNA-decapping enzyme-like protein. Gene Ontology annotation, biological process: positive regulation of catalytic activity; deadenylation-independent decapping of nuclear-transcribed mRNA; deadenylation-dependent decapping of nuclear-transcribed mRNA. Gene Ontology annotation, cellular component: P-body. Gene Ontology annotation, molecular function: enzyme activator activity; mRNA binding. NCBI's taxonomy places the organism in Eukaryota, Viridiplantae, Streptophyta, Magnoliopsida, Asparagales, Asparagaceae. The coding region runs from base 114 to 1235 and encodes 373 amino acids. The transcript has 8 exons. The record is from RefSeq and is a predicted model, not a curated record.